AUGGGCCAAACAUAUAAAAGCCUCGUCGAUCGUGCUCAUGCACUCGACAAAACUCGCCCAGUUACCAUUGUCUACGGUGGCCCAAAGUCUUUUGUCGGCAACAUUCCAAAAGAUAUUGACAACGACAAAACUCCAAAAUUGGUUGAUGUAAUCUAUGUGAAUCGAUAUUAUGGAUGGUAUAUCGGUAUGGGUCAUAUGGAUUGGGUUAACCAGAGUGUCUAUUGGGACGUUGCACAAUGGUCUGAGAAGUGGAAU
This is a messenger RNA of Strongylus vulgaris, 255 nucleotides long. The record is from the annotation of a GenBank genome assembly. Lineage: Eukaryota; Metazoa; Nematoda; Chromadorea; Rhabditida; Strongylidae.